Microsporum canis CBS 113480 is the source of this 1017-nucleotide messenger RNA. RefSeq names its product CAAX prenyl protease 2. Gene Ontology annotation, biological process: CAAX-box protein processing. Gene Ontology annotation, molecular function: metalloendopeptidase activity. The transcript is spliced from 4 exons. The coding region runs from base 1 to 1017 and encodes 338 amino acids. NCBI's taxonomy places the organism in Eukaryota, Fungi, Ascomycota, Eurotiomycetes, Onygenales, Arthrodermataceae. Gene Ontology annotation, cellular component: endoplasmic reticulum membrane. The record is from RefSeq and is a predicted model, not a curated record.
AUGGCUUCUGGGCUCUUCGAGAAGCUUAGACAGUACUAUCACAGAAAUAAAGAACCUCAGCCUCUUAUUUCAGAGACCACUGCCGUUUGGUGUUCGAUACUAUGCACAAUCCUAUAUGUUGCACCAUUGUAUACCUCAAAGGCGACUAGGCCUGGUCCGACAUUGAGCCGUGAUGCACCGUCACUGAUCAAAGCUCGCAUUCGCGCCGUCAUGCUGUCAUGCCUCUGCUGCAGCUUGGCUGCAUUUUAUUUAAUCGUCCAUAGUGGAAGGAGUAGCCCGUUAGAAGGCCUUCAGCUCCUAGGGUGGUGGCCGAUUGGGUUUUUGGAAAUCGGAAAGAGUUUACUGCUCACGGUACUGUUAUUCAUGGGUCCAUUGUUCGAAAUGGGAAUUGCUGAAGGAAAGUGGAGGAGCUGGGUUAGAGGUAGGAAUUUGGUUGAAACACUUCGAACCUGGGUAGGGUGGAGGAACUACGUGGCGGGCCCAGUAACCGAGGAAAUAACUUUCCGAUCAAUCAUCACCGUUAUUCAUCUAAUGGCAAAAAUGUCCCCAGUCCGAAUUGUGUUUCUUACACCUCUAUAUUUCGGCAUUGCGCAUGUUAAUCACUUUUACGAAACAAAGCUCGCCCAACCAAACGCCGCUCUAACGCCGGUUCUUAUUCGUUCCCUUUUCCAGUUCACCUAUACUACGAUAUUUGGAUGGUAUGCUACCUUUAUCUACCUGAGGACUGGAUCCCUUCCUGCCGUCAUCCUGGUGCAUUCAUUCUGCAAUUAUUGUGGCCUACCUCGACUCUGGGGCCGGGUAGAAACGUCUAUUCCUAUCGAGAGCACUUUGAUAAGAGCGGCCAAGUUCGACGAGGACGAGAACUUAUUUGAAAGGAGCAACGGUACAACUGGUAUUGGCUGGACUGUGGCAUAUUAUAUCAUUUUACUGGCUGGAGUGGUAUUAUUCCGGUAUCAGUUUUGGCCGUUGACGGAAUCUUCAAAAGCCUUGGUGUCAUUCUCACCAAAUGCGCAUUAA